UUAUCUUCUUCCUCCUUCGGCAACCGCGCUUUCUGUGCUAGCAAGGAAUUUCAAUUUUCCCUCCCGAAGAGCCUUCUGCUCAGAUUUCGAGACUCUGAGAACCCUUUCACGGUACUCUGUCUGAGACCCUUUGCCAAAAUUUCUAUCUUUUGGCUCAAAAAAUCGAAGCUUUCUUUGCGUCCUCACGAGAUCUCCGGUCUUUCUUCUUCGCAAAUUGCGUCCACUUCGCUCACUCACCGUGAAAGGUUUCAGAAGUCGCGUUUCGGUCUCAUUGAGGAGAAGCUAAUGGCAGGUCGUGUUGCGCUGGGACAGAGGAUCCUUCAGGAUGAAAAUAUGAACGUUAAGGCCAAAAAGACUGCGGUCGGAGUUGGUGGGCAGUCGAGGAGUUUGAAGACAGCUCCCAAGAAUGGCGGAGUCAGGUUAGGGAGUCGCAGAGCUCUCAACGACAUCACGAACAAAUCAUCCUCCUCCAGCAAUGAACUCCUGCCGAAGAAAAAAGAUGCACGGAAGGAAGAAUCUAUUGUGGCUGAGCAAAGGGAAUUUAAUGCAGCUGAGGAGAGGUUCUUGCACGAUCACAGUAAGUGCAUCAAGGCGCAACGAGCUGCUUUGAAUGCUUUCAACUUGGAUCUCGUUCUCCCCGGUUUUGAUUCUGAGUCUAAAAUGGAUCAUUCAAAUUCUGAACAGGCUAAAGCACAGGUUGAUAUUGAUAGCCCCCGCUGCUACCCAGAACCGGUCGAGUUGCCCAUGUCCGAGUUCUCCUAUUGGAACUAUGAUCCAACCCAAUGGGAUUCUCCUCCAUGUUCGCCAAUUCAUUCUGUAUCUCCAUUUAUCUGGCAGUUUGAUGAAGAAGUUGAAUUUGUUCUCAAGCAAGAAAAUGAUGUCUGACCAUUAUUUAGUCCUUUGAAACCCAAAUUUCGAAGAAA
This is a messenger RNA of Punica granatum (pomegranate), 923 nucleotides long. The record is from RefSeq and is a predicted model, not a curated record. NCBI's taxonomy places the organism in Eukaryota, Viridiplantae, Streptophyta, Magnoliopsida, Myrtales, Lythraceae.